AGAACCCAAGCGCGCGACCGUCAUGGCUCUGAGUAGUGCACGUCACCUUUCUCUAACAUGUAGCUAGAAACGCUAACACGAUUCGAAAUUCUCCUUACAUUUGGCGUUUAUAACCAAAAUUUGACGUGCACGCAUAAUUUCCUGAACCAACGUGGAACAGUGUGUGAAACAUGUUUGCUAAAGCUCGUAAACCUAGCCGAGAGCCGUUGAGGACAGAGCUGAUCGUGUGCGUUUAACCGCAUUAGCUAGCCAGCUAACUGGCUUUACCUUUAGCUGCGCUAGUCGAAUGUCAUCCACGGUGUAAACAUUUAGAUGUUUAGGGAGAAGGUUUUCGAUAAGGAAGGCAAAUUUAACGGCCGCCUGAAACGUGGCGUCUUCUGGAGGAGACAUUUUAACCUGAGAAACACUGAGACCUGAGCCAUGGGGGCGUUUUUGGAUAAGCCCAAAACGGAGAAGCUUAAUGCCCACGGGGAGGGAAACGGCCUGCGUUAUGGCCUGAGCAGCAUGCAGGGCUGGAGAGUUGAGAUGGAAGAUGCACACACAGCAUCUGUAGGCCUACCGCACGGUUUGGACGACUGGUCCUUCUUUGCCGUCUACGAUGGUCAUGCCGGCUCGCGCGUCGCUAACUACUGCUCCAAGCAUCUGUUGGAACACAUCGUCGCCGCGGGGUCGGCAGAUGAACUGCGGAGAGCUGGACCUCCGGCACCGGAAACGCCAGCCAUAGAGGCAGUGAAGAGAGGGAUCCGGGCCGGCUUCUUGAGGAUCGACGAGCACAUGCGCAGUUUUGCAGACCUGCGAAAUGGCAUGGACCGCAGCGGCUCCACCGCGGUCGCUGUGCUGCUCUCUCCCGAACACUUGUAUUUCAUCAACUGCGGGGACUCGCGCGCCCUUCUCUGUCGCAAUGCGCAGGUCUGCUUCACUACACUGGACCAUAAACCCUGCGACCCUAGGGAGAAGGAACGCAUUCAAAAUGCGGGCGGCUCAGUGAUGAUCCAGAGGGUUAAUGGCUCACUGGCUGUUUCUCGUGCACUUGGUGAUUAUGACUACAAGUGUGUAGAGGGCAAGGGCCCCACGGAGCAGCUUGUGUCACCGGAACCGGAAAUAUUCGAGAUUGGGCGAUCUCAUGCAGAGGAUGAGUUUGUGGUGUUGGCGUGUGAUGGUAUUUGGGAUGUGAUGAGCAACGAGGAGCUUUGUGCCUUCGUUCGAUCGAGACUGGAGGUGAUAGAUAACCUGGAGAGAGUGUGCAACGAGGUGGUGGAUACAUGUCUACACAAGGGAAGUCGAGAUAAUAUGAGUAUUGUAUUAGUCUGUUUGCCAAAUGCACCCCAGGUGUCAGAGGAGGCUGUAAAGAAAGAUGCUGAGUUGGACAAGUACCUUGAGUCACGUGUUCAAGAGCUCAUAGAGAAAGCAGGGGAUGAAGGCGUGCCUGAGCUGGCACAUGUCCUGAGCAGCCUUUCUCAAGAGAGUAUCCCUAACCUCCCACCAGGGGGCGGCCUUGCAAGCAAGCACAGUGUUAUUGAAGCAAUGUACAACCGGUUAAACCCCCAAAGAGAAGAGGAUGGUAGUGCUGCUGACCUUGAGGACCCGUGGUAAUCAGCCCACCUGAGGGAAGAUGUCUACAUGAGACAUCGGUCACAUUUCUUUCAGCGAAACAGAGAUUCAACGGACAGUCUUUUAAGAGUCACAACAACACAAUAGAAACCGUACAACCAAAAGCAUUACACUUUUCUAAUACAGGAGGAAAAGUUCCAGUUGCUUCAAUAACAAAAUACACACACACAAUAAACUUUGUUCCUUGCUUUUUUUGUGGUGGCUGUGGGUGUUCAUUUUAAAACUGAGGACGUUUUUGUGGGUCGGACCCAUGGACGUGCUGUUGUGCCUUUUUCAGCUGCAAAUGAAGUGACUUUUGCUCAUGAUGGAUGCCCUGAGCCAAGGAUACAAUGGAUAAACAUGGCUAUGUGACACCACUUCAGUCCCUGCCUGGUAUGGGGAUACGGAUCAUCACUGGGUUUAAUUUAGGAUGUAUUUGACUGGUAAAUGCGUGUGAACGUGAUAAAGAUUUGCUUCAUUACUACAUAACCUGUGUGGAAAGGUUUGAAGCUUGUUGUUUGCUUUUAUGCAGCUUUCUUCCUUCCUCUCCCAACGUGCGCUGACAGACCUUUAGGUGUAGAACCUCGGACUUGACUUGGCUUCAUCUUGCAGGUUAUCACUUGAUUGGUUGUCAAAAGCUUUUUAAUCCUGCUGUUUCAGAGUAUAUAGAAUAUAUAGAGAGAAAUAUAUAUAUAUAUAUAUAAAUUCAUAUAUAUAUUAUUUUUUCCCAAGUUUGAUGUUUUUUGUGGCUUAAGUGUGUGAGAAGCAAUAGAGCUGUGUUGGUUGCGACUGAUGAGAGUGCCACGUUGUGUGAGUUACUUUAGAUACACUGAGAUUGUAAAUGUUAUGUAUUUGUGUAAACCUGCCACCAAGGAACUGUGGGUGUUGAUGUCUAAAAGGGAUUGUAACUUCCCACCAAAACACAACUUUUUCUCAGCUCCCCUCUGUAUUAUAUAGCUCAAUUUUCUCUUUUUGCUAUCAGCCCUCACUUUCACAAUACAGAUGUGAACUUGCAGAAAGCUGCCUUUUUGUUUUUUCUUUUUCCAGAGUAUAUUGUACAAGUGGUGUUUUUGUUUUGGUUAGCUGAACAUGGAAAAGUAGUUUUAUGAUAAUGAUGAAUUCACAGAUUUCCUGAUUCAUUCUACAAAUGUAAUGUUGGUUUUGCGCAGAUUUAUUUUUCAGCAGUUAAGAAUUGACAGUACUCAUUGGCCUCACAAACUGAAAGGUUAUAUUGAGCAGAACAAUAAAGAUAAAGGGAAAAGAAAGCUUUGUUCUCAUGAUCCUUUAACUUUAUAUGUUGAUCUUAUCUAGACAGACUUUUAUUUGUACAACAUCUGAUCUGCAUUGCAUAUUAUUUUUGGCCAAGAGUUGCCAAAAUAAAUAUUUUUAAUUGUUAAGCGUUCAACCAAGUUGGUUCAACUUAAAAAUAUUAGUUGGCACAACAAUUUUUAGGAAUGGUUCACAUUUUGCAUCUAAAAACACACAGAAACCCGGUCGCAUCUGCCGUUGCCAAGCAAAAUUAAGCUGCACUCUCCAUAGAUUCAGUAAUGUGUCCCCAUGCAUUGUCUGACCGUUCGUUCUGUGUAUCCCUGUAAAGCUAUGAUAAGCUGUUCCUUCAUCCUGAGUUAAUACGGAAUGACCCAAUGUUGAUACUUAAAUGGUGAAGCUGACUGGUGCGGAUGUAUUUCCAAAAAGUAAAAAAUUUCUGCAUGCACGUCACACUCUAUUUGAGCGUGAUUGCCGCUUGUCUACAUUAAAAAUAAAUUAAUUGCAUUCACAAAAGACGUGAAAUGUGAACUACCCCUUACACAACUUUUUUGAGUAUUUAAGUUUAAGUUGAAUUAACUUAAAAUUUUAGGGAACCAGGUAACGUGCUUGUUUAUUGCUGUGUACACACCAAAUGCAAAGCAUUGCAUUCUUCGCUCUAGAUUAUUUCUGGGAUUUAACUUUGUGCCAUUCAAAUUUUUCGCUUGAGUGUAAUAUUUUCAACUGACGAGAAGAUGAUUUUGAGGCGAAUAGCGCGUCAUUCGCAUCGCCUUGCGUCUAUUCGCGUCUUUGCAUUGACUUUGUGUGUAAUAUACUCUAGCCAAUAGUUGAAUUUGCAUUUGGUGUGUGUAGUGUACCACAUUAGUUUAACCAACAAUUCUUUUUGUUCUAGUAUUGCUUUGCCGUUUUGUACCAGAUACUGUACUUAUGUAAAGUAGUUUAUAGAGCCAUGUUUUCAUCCAAGUUUUGCACUAUUUUGGUAUCGACAAAGUUAGUAGUCAUAAAAAAGUUUCCUGUCUAUAGUGUGUUUCCAUUAAAAUGGUCUUUUAUUGAUAAAAUCUACCCAGUCUCACAAAAUAUUUUUUUUCGUUUUCGUGAUAUAUCACGAAUUUCCGUGUUUUUUUGUGAUCAUAUCAGGAAUUUCUGUUUGUGUGUCAUUGUCACGUUUUGGUUACUCAACUGCUUUUUCCUAUUUUAAAACCAUUUUUGCUUCAUUUUAGGGUUAGAUUUGGUGUUUGCAUUAGGAUGUCACUUUAAGUAUUGGUUUGUACUUUUUUCAGAUAAAUUUUUUAUAUUUUCUAAAUUUUAAACCAUUGUCGCCUGCAUUAGGGCUAGAGUUGGGUAAGGAUGUCAUUUUAUGUAAA
Messenger RNA from Paramisgurnus dabryanus, 4220 nucleotides. RefSeq names its product protein phosphatase, Mg2+/Mn2+ dependent, 1Ba (gene ppm1ba). Gene Ontology annotation, biological process: protein dephosphorylation. The record is from RefSeq and is a predicted model, not a curated record. Lineage: Eukaryota; Metazoa; Chordata; Actinopteri; Cypriniformes; Cobitidae. Gene Ontology annotation, molecular function: magnesium ion binding; manganese ion binding; protein serine/threonine phosphatase activity.